This is a messenger RNA of Clonostachys solani, 1020 nucleotides long. The record is from the annotation of a GenBank genome assembly. NCBI's taxonomy places the organism in Eukaryota, Fungi, Ascomycota, Sordariomycetes, Hypocreales, Bionectriaceae.
AUGAUCGUUCUACCCUCACCCUUCAGCGAGAUCAGUCGCGUUCCCCUCAUGUAUGAACGCCCAGCAGAUGUCGAAAUCCUGAAACGACUGACGACUAAGCUGAGCUGUGGCGCUACUUUCUGGAUCAAGCGGGAUGAUUCAAAUUCCGGCCUAGCAGGUGGCGGCAAUAAGAUCCGCAAACUCGAGUACGUCCUGGCGGAUGCCCUGGACCAAGGUGCCGAUACCUUGGUGACGACUGGUGGUAUCCAGUCCAACCACAUGAGGCAGACGAGUGCUGCUGCGGCCCAUUUAGGCCUGGAUGUGGCUUUGUACCCUCGCGACCUGGUUCCAUCUAACGAGACGGAGUAUUCCUAUGCUGGGAACGUCCAGUUGAAUCACAUACUGGGCGCUGAAGUCUUCCCGGUCGAUACUACUGAAGAUAAAGUAGUCGAGAUUUUAAGAACCCGCGGCAAGCAGCCGUACCUGAUCCCAUCCGGGGCUAGCCUCCACCCUCUGGGUGGACUAGGUUACGCCAGAGCCGCAUUUGAGAUUCUUGAACAGGAGAAGAAACUUGAUGUGGAUUUUGAUACUAUUAUUACUGCUGUAGGAUCUGGCUCGACAUUGGGUGGGCUAGUGGCAGGUUUUAAACUCGCAGAGAAUCGCGGGUUGCUUUCACAGAAGAAGCGGCUUCUAGGCUUUUCUAUCGGGUAUAGGAAGGCUGAUAUGACUGAUAUCGUUCUUUGUAUCGCGAGGACUGCUGCUACUAAGAUUGGUCUCAAGGCGGAGGAUAUUACUGAAGAUGAUUUUGAAAUCAGUGAUGAGUUUCUGGGAGAUGCUUACGGGGUGCUGAAUACGACGACUAUGGAUGGCAUCAAGGAGCUUGCCCGGAUAGAGGGAAUUCUGACAGACCCCGUGUACACUGGCAAGGCUUUCACAGGCCUCCUCAGCAUGGCAAAGAGUGGCAAGCUGACAACAGGAACCGUGCUAUUCUUGCAUACGGGUGGUCAAGUGGCUAUGAGUGCCUAUCCCCAAAUGAAGUAG